UGGGCAUUCUUUUGCGGCCAUUGAGGCAAUUAUGGAGGGUGCAAUUUUUCUUGCGUUUGUGCGUGUUGCAGCAGUCCGACAACAAGCCAAAGCGCGGAGAUAGUGUGUCGAAUUAUUGAAUUAGUGUAAUAAUCAAUUCAAAACAUCGAUUAGAAACGUUAAAGCUACGUACUGAAAGCAGGCAGUAUGUCACUGUUCAAGAAACCUAAGAAGAACAUCAGACAAAGGGUUGCUGUCCAUGACAGUGAUGAAGAAAAUGAAGCAAGCAAUGACGCAACAGAGAAGGAUACACCAAAGACUGAGAAUGAUGACAGCAUGGAUGCUAUGGGACUGGGAGAUUCAAAAGAAAACAGCAUGGAUAUUGAUAUGAGGAAAGAAAAGAAGAAAAAGAAGAAGCAUGAGGAAAAGGCAGUUAUCAGUUUUAUUGAUGAAGAGGAGGAAGGGGAAGUUUUUCAAGUAAAAAAAUCAAGUCAGAGCAGGAGACUAAUGAAGCAAAUGGAGAAAGAGAAGAGGAUGAGAGAAAUGCAGAAGAAAGAAGUCAGUAAUGGUGAUACCACUGAAGUGAAGAGCGAGCCCAUGUCUCCCCGCGCCAGUCCGGCGCCCGACAGCGCGGCGGUGCGCCGGCCUCCGCCGCAGCCGCCCAUCCUCAGUGGCAGAGAUGCUGAGAUGGCCGGCUAUCACAGCUCAGACGAUGAGAAACCGAGCAAGACGGCCGGCCGCGGACCGCCCGGACAGCACGCCUUCACCCCGCGCGACUCGUUUGACAGAGUGCUCAAAGGCGGUGCCAUCCCAGACGCUGCUAUGAUCCACGCGGCCCGUAAACGAAGGGAGCAGGCGCGGCGACAACACGAGGCGGCGCCCGAGUUCAUCCCCAUCAACUCUGAGGGAAACAGCUCGGCGGCCGGCCAUUCUGCACAACGAGAGGAUGAUGACAGUGGCCCAGAGGACGACCGCGUGAACUUUACUGUCAGCACCGUGGCACGGGACCGGGAGGCAAGGCGGGACCAGUUCAACGCAGCGCGCGAUCAGGAGGGUGGACGAGCAUCAGAUGAAGAUGACAGGGAGCUGGCGCAAUGGGAGAACCAGCAGAUCAAAAAGGCCUUCUCGGGCGCUCAGAUGGCGUCGGUGACGGCCGAACACUACCUGCUGCCGACCGGCGAGGACGAGGUUGGCGCGGCGGCGGCGGCCGCGGCGCGGCUCUCCGACCCGCUGGGCCGCCGCCAGCGCCGUCCGCUGGCCGAGCUCACGCCGGACGCUGUGCGACAGAGGCUCCAGCAAAAGCUGUCGGAGCUGCGGCUCGCCCAGGACGGUCACGUGACCGGCCGGGACCGCACGCUGGAUGACCUCGUGUCGGGUCAAUCGGAGAUUGACCGGCUCGAGCGGGCCGCCCCGCGCGCAGCCAGAAGAUACCAGUACUACCAAGAUAUCCGUGGGUAUGUCACAGAUCUGAUAGAGUGCUUUAACGAAAAGAUGGCGCUGAUUGAGGAGCUCGAGAACCGUAUGUUGGAGGUACAGCGGGCGCGCGCGCAGAAACUGAUCGUGCGCCGGCGGACGGAUGUGCGCGACCAGCGUAUGGAACUGGACGCCAGCACACAGCGGUCCGGUAUCCAUUUCUCGGAGCAGUCAGCUGAGGAGGUGGCCUCUCGGCGAAGACGGGCCGCCGAGCGCGAGGGUCGCCGCACCCGCCGGCGCCGCGCGCGCGAACUGUCGGCGGCCGGCGGCGCAGACCACCAGGACGGUCUCAGCUCGGAUGACGAGACCGCGCCGGCAGACGGCGAGAAGUUCACCAAGGAUGGAGAGGCCAUCAUGGAGGCGGCUGAGGCUGUGAUGGAGGACGUGGAGGAUGACUUCAGCACGCUGGCCGGCGUCUGUCGCCACUUCCUCGAGUGGCGGCGCAUCGACCCGCAGGCGUACCGCGACGCGUUCGUCAACCUCAGCCUGCCCAAGGCGCUGGCGCCGCUGGUGCGGCUGCAGAUGAUCGGAUGGAACCCGCUGACCGAAGGCGAGUGUCCGGAGCUGGAGAGCCGGCCGUGGUUCGCCGAGCUGGUGAUGUUCGGAGUCGGCUCGGACCCGACCGCCGAGACGGAGGACUCUAUCCGCGACGACCCCGACUGUCUGCUGGUGUCGCGCGUCGUCGAGAGGGUGGUGCUGACCAAAAUCACCGCGCUGGUGGAGCGCGUCUGGGACCCGCUGUCCAGUUCCCAAACACUCCGGCUGGUGCACCUGGUGCGUCAGUUGGCGCGCGACUACCCUACCGUCACCGGCGGCAGCGGUCCUCUGCGCCGCCUCCUCGAGGCAGUCGUCACCGCGUUCACCGAGACAGUGCGCCAGGACGCGUCCGUUCCGCGCUUCACCAAACAGCAGCUGGAGAGCCGCUCCACGCCGGCCGCCGCCUUCUUCUACAGACAAUUCACCACCUGCGUGAAACUGCUGGGCAACAUGAUGAGCUGGACGGAGCUGCUGUCGGACGGAGCGCUGCAGAAACUGGCGCUGGGGACGCUCCUCAAUGAGCAGAUGCUGCUGCCGCUGACUCAGGUGCCGGACCCCGUGGAGGCGGCCAACCGGUGCCGGCUGGUGGCCAACACGCUGCCGCGCAGCUGGUUCCAGGGUGACACCACAGUGCCCCAGCUGGCCAUGUUCGUCAGCUACCUCUCCAUGCUCGCCGUGCAGCUCGGCAAGGCCGCCAACAAAGCCGAAUCGCUGAAGAGUAUCGCUGCUGUCCUGAAGAAGGUCGGAGCUACAGAGGCAUACCAGAAGAUAUCCGCCCUGGUGGAAUAAUGGUGCUCGGUUAUGGUGGCAGUGAGCCGCCCGAGAGAGCUAUUAGCUCCCUGUGAAUACGAACCAAUGUGAAAUGUGUGUCUCGUUUUAGUCUGUAUGUAUCAGAUGUGUUCGACGUGGUUUUCACAGUAUACAUGUGACUGGGAGUCUGAAUGCGAGUGAGAAUAUGCUGGGGUAUCUGAUGUCCUUGAGCAUGCCAUGUGUCCAUUUUAAAGCCGAUAGUGCUUAGAAAGUUCAUUCGGUAUUGAGUGCGGUGCGACGUCCGGCGAGUGUAUGCUUAGUAUGGUAGGAUGGCUCACGGGAUAAAUACAUGACCAAUCGACCCAGCUA
Messenger RNA from Amphibalanus amphitrite, 3108 nucleotides. RefSeq names its product PAX3- and PAX7-binding protein 1-like. Lineage: Eukaryota; Metazoa; Arthropoda; Thecostraca; Balanomorpha; Balanidae. Gene Ontology annotation, biological process: mRNA splicing, via spliceosome. Bases 187 to 2778 code for a protein of 863 amino acids. Gene Ontology annotation, cellular component: nucleus. The transcript has 16 exons. Gene Ontology annotation, molecular function: DNA binding. The record is from RefSeq and is a predicted model, not a curated record.